AUGGGCGACGACAAAGUGCAAGAGGCCGCCACCUCGGUGAGAGGUCCCGUCCCUCCUUACGAUGGCGCGGGCAACGUGGAAUAUAAGGCUCAUAACGCCAUUGAGCCUGUCGACGAGGCAUUGCAGCAUUACCACUCUACUGAAGGAACGGCUUCGGACUCAUCUAUGACCAAGGUCAUUCGAAAUGCCCAGGCGGCUACGGAUAAGGAGCGGAAUAUGACUCUGUUGCAGGGUAUUAAAUUGUAUCCCAAGGCCGUCGCUUGGAGUGUCUUGAUUUCGACCUGCAUUGUUAUGGAAGGAUACGAUAUCAGUUUGGUGAACAAUUUCUAUGCGUUCCCGCAAUUCAAUGAGAAAUACGGACAGCUGCAGGCGGAUGGUUCUUAUGAAGUAUCGGCGUCGUGGCAAUCGGGACUUAGUAACGGUGCCUAUGUCGGUGAAAUCAUUGGCUUGUUCAUUAACGGAUGGGCUUCGGAACGAUUUGGAUACCGGUACACCAUCAUGGCAUGUUUGAUCCUUGUGAGCGCAUGGACAGCAAUCUUUUUCACCGCCCCCAAUAUUCAGUCACUAUUGGCUGCCGAGAUUCUGUGCGGUAUUCCCUGGGGUGUGUUCCAGACGUUGACCGUCACUUACGCCUCUGAGGUGUGCCCCGUCGCGCUGCGUGGAUACCUGACCACCUACGUCAACUUCUGCUGGGGCUUGGGUCAGCUUAUUGGAAUUGGUGUCAUCAAGGGAAUGCUGAACCGUCAGGACCAAUGGGCAUACCGAAUCCCCUACGGACUGCAAUGGAUGUGGCCGAUCCCAUUGUUUAUUGGAAUUUGGUUGGCGCCCGAGUCUCCCUGGUGGUUGGUGAGGAAAGGACGAACAGAAGACGCGAAGCGUUCCCUCGAGCGACUUACCAGCAAAGACCGUACAACCGAUUUCGAUCCCGAUGAGACCAUCUCGAUGAUGGUACAUACGACUGCUUUGGAGGCCAAGAUCACCCAGGGUGCCAGUUACUUUGACUGCUUCAAGGGCAUCGAUCGACGCCGGACCGAGAUUGUCUGUAUGGCUUGGGCGAUGCAGAACCUCAGCGGUAACUCUUUCUCCAAUUACUCGACCUAUUUCUUAGAGCAGGCUGGACUCUCCUCAUCCAACUCUUACUCUUUUGCCAUGGGUCAGUACGGAAUCAACAUGGUUGGCACAUUUGGCGCCUGGUUCCUAAUGGCUGUGGGCAUUGGUCGCCGAACGCUUAUUCUGUACGGAUUGUGCGGUCUUUGCACAAUGUUGAUGAUCAUGGGCUUCCUCGGACUCGUCCCAAAGGCACACAAGGACCAAGCCUCUCUGGCCACCGGCUCAAUGAUGCUCGUGUGGGCUCUCUUCUAUCAGCUGACUGUCGGUACCGUCUGCUACUCUCUGGUUGCGGAAAUGUCGACCCGGCGUCUCCAGAUCAAGACGGUGGUUCUCGGUCGUUGUCUUUACAACGUCGUGGCCGUAAUUUGUGGUGUUCUAACACCUUAUAUGCUGAACCCGUCGGCCUGGGACUGGAGCAAUUAUGCCGGUUUCUUCUGGGGCGGAUCCUGCUUUCUGUGCAUUAUAUACUCCUAUUUCCGCAUUCCUGAGCCCCAGGGCCGCUCGUUCGCUGAACUCGACCUGCUUUUCCAACGCAAGGUCAGCGCUCGCAAGUUUGCGACUACGAAAGUUGAUGUAUUCGAUGAAACCAUUGAGGGACGUGUCAUUGACGAUUAUCGGGCACAAAAGACUGCCCACAACGACCCCAGCCAGACGGAGAAGAAUGCUGGCUUCCAAUGA
Penicillium verhagenii is the source of this 1788-nucleotide messenger RNA. RefSeq names its product putative MFS alpha-glucoside transporter. Gene Ontology annotation, biological process: transmembrane transport; carbohydrate transport. Lineage: Eukaryota; Fungi; Ascomycota; Eurotiomycetes; Eurotiales; Aspergillaceae. Gene Ontology annotation, molecular function: carbohydrate:proton symporter activity. Gene Ontology annotation, cellular component: membrane. The record is from RefSeq and is a predicted model, not a curated record. Bases 1 to 1788 code for a protein of 595 amino acids. The transcript is spliced from 2 exons.